CAAAUAAUGUAGUCUGGUCAGUAAAAUAAACAGCAUCACUUCAUUUGGGGAACAAACUCUAUCUGCUCAGACUCUCAUCCGUGCUCUCUCAAUUAGGGUUUCAUUUACCCCAAUUUCAAACCCUAUCCACCGGAUCUGGUCUGGGCAUUUGAGUUUUGGUGCAAAGAGUUACCUUCUGUUGUUAAGUUCAUCAGUCAAGUUUCAUGUCUGACCUCGAUAUCCAGAUUCCUAAUGCUUUUGAUCCCUUUGCUGAGGCCACUGCUGAGGACUCUAGUGCUGGGUCGAAAGAGUACGUGCAUAUUCGCGUACAACAGCGAAAUGGCAGGAAAAGCUUGACAACUGUGCAGGGCUUGAAGAAAGAAUUCAGUUAUAAUAAGAUUCUUAAGGAUCUCAAGAAGGAGUUUUGCUGCAACGGUACUGUUGUCCAGGAUCCUGAGCUAGGCCAGGUUAUUCAGCUUCAAGGCGAUCAGCGAAAAAACGCUUCUACUUUCUUGAUUCAGGCAGGUAUUGUGAAGAAGGAGCACAUCAAAAUUCAUGGUUUCUGAGCUGCAGAGGAGUCUAUCAGAAGUGCAGUUUAUGUUCACCAUAUUAUGAUAUAAGUGCUUGUAGUUUGUACACUUGAAUUAUAUAUAUCGUCAUUUGUUAUAAGUAUUUUAAUAGGCAGUGUGCUGCAACGCAACUGCUCUUGGAAGUGUUGUGUGGGAUGGUGAUGAAAUGUUUCUUAGUCUUUGGUGUUAUGUUAUUAAUAAUUGCCAACUGAUGGUUAAAAAGUGUUUCUUUUGUUA
Molecule: messenger RNA, 785 nt
Organism: Daucus carota subsp. sativus
Lineage: Eukaryota; Viridiplantae; Streptophyta; Magnoliopsida; Apiales; Apiaceae
Product: protein translation factor SUI1 homolog
Exons: 5
Coding region: 204-545 (113 amino acids)
Biological process (GO): translational initiation
Molecular function (GO): translation initiation factor activity; RNA binding
Source: RefSeq, a predicted model, not a curated record